AUGGGGGAGCCGCCAGCUGCAGAGGGGCCAGCCGAUGAGGAGCCUCUGGCAGGCGACCUCCAUCUGAGCUGCAAGGCUUUCAAAGGUCAAGAGCCCCAGCAGCUGGAGCACUGGCUGCGAGAGGCUGGCAUCUGCGUGACCAAAAUCAAGAAGAAACGGCCCUGGCCCUUUGCCUUUGUAGCGGUGGAGGAUCCGGAACAGCUGCAGAGCCAAGAACUUUGCUUCAAAAAAGCCAAGGUUCAGGUCAAAGCUGGCUCUGGUCGUCCACAAGGGGCGAAAGCUGGCCAAAAGAGACCGGCCGAAGAUGAAUCGGGUCCGGACAAGAAAAAGAACCGCCCCGGCGAGAACGAGAUCCCUUCGCUCAAAGAGUUGAGGGAUCGCAUCAAGACGGGGAAGAAGAGCUUCACAGGAAAUGCGUUGGAGAAGAGCGCGCCGCUCAUCCAGUGGGACUACGAAACGCAGCUUAAGAUGAAGCACGGCUACGUCAAGACGGCGGUGCGGUCCUUCAUCAAGCUGGCGACCAAGCGAUGUCAAAAGCUGGGACGAGAGCUGCCAAAGUGGUGCUCUAAGGCAUGGUCUCAAGCCAACGGUGCUGAGCCGGGCUGCUGUUGUCCUUUGGAUUUGCCCAUUGGAGCACCUGAAGGCAGCCUGAAGCUGUUCACAGCACCUUUCAGCCGUGGUGGAGUCAAGUCGGGCCAUGUUGAUUUAGCGGCGAAGAUGCAGGCCAAGGAAGUGACGCAUUCGGACACCGCCGGCUCAGUGAAGUGUCUUCGCUUCACUGAGCCAACGUCCAUCCGUUUGCGGUUCUUCAACUUCAAUAUGGCCAAUAUGGCUGCUCUGGAUCCCUUCGUAGGGAUGUUAGGGCAGUUCCUGUCGAAGCCCUUUGCGGAUGCUUCGAAGGUGGAUGUGACCUUUGUGGCCUUGACCGAGGCCCGUUUCAAGAUGCGGGACUUUGUGAAGGACCAGCUGGGGACCUGGCGCCACAACGUGCCCGAAUCUGGCAUGGACACAUUACUCCACCGUGAUGCACUGAAGAAAAAUCCCACUGCGACUUGGAACCCUUUCACCUGGUGCAGGAAGAAAGUGGUGCAGCACUGCGUAGGAAAUGUGAAGACGGUGCUUGGCUUUCGCAAGGAAGCCUUCAAGAAGGAAGAAAGAGAUGAUCAACUCUUUGGGACCUUCACCUUUAAUCCAGAGAAGGCGUUCCUGGGCACCAGCAUUGUGCGGGACGAUGGGUUGAGGCUGUGCUUUUUUGGAACCCACUUUCCCAUGCAGCGGCUGCAGAGCGUCUUGGUGAGCAACAAGAUCAACGACUCAGAAAAGCUCAUGGCGGCCAAGAUCGAGUACGCCAGGGUCUUGCGGGAGGUACUGUGCAGGGCGGCCGCUUGGAAUUUCAGCCACAACACGGUGAUUUUCGUCCAAGGCGACCUGAACAGCCGCACCGUCUUUGAUCAUCACGAGAUUGGCAGCCAAGCCAAGGACGUGCUCUUGGAGGUGUUAAAGGAUACAGCCCUCAUGGCUGCGAUGACCAGCGACUUGCAACUCCCAAAGGGCCGCUGGCAUGAGGUUGUUCCCUUCAAUGGGGUGAAUGAGAUGCCCGUGACAUACAAGGUUGAUCCAAAGAUGUGCAUUCAGAGGCAGGUCACCGUUGGUGACAUUCUGAACCGCGUGCACGACCCUGCGCAACCGCCGCCGGGAGCCAAGCGAACGCUCACCAGUGUGCACAGGAACGAGUUUGGCAUGGAGUGGGGCUUGAAGAAGGACCCGGCGAAGGUGAAGGCGUCUCACUUCCCGGCCUUCACGGAACGUGUCAUCUAUUGGGCACCAGAUGCGCUGUCAAGUCAGAUGUCAUGGGCGCUGCCGCAUGGCGGUUAUGAGACUUUGGGCCACAUCGACGGCAGUGAUCAUCGCCCGGUGACGUUGGAAGCAUUGAUGGUGUUGGGCCCGCAGCAUAGUUUGCCACCAAUGCCUUCCAGGGAGGAGCCUGAGGUGAAGGAGUUGGCGAAUCGCCUCGUGAGCAAGCGCUGGCUGGACAAGCUCCUCUGCUAUUCUGAGACCAGCAUCGAUGGAUCUGAUGUGGAGUUGAAGACGAGUAGUAGCGACGAAAGUUUCCGGGGUGUUGUCUGA
Molecule: messenger RNA, 2127 nt
Organism: Cladocopium goreaui
Lineage: Eukaryota; Dinophyceae; Suessiales; Symbiodiniaceae
Source: the annotation of a GenBank genome assembly